Molecule: messenger RNA, 2769 nt
Organism: Eimeria acervulina
Lineage: Eukaryota; Apicomplexa; Conoidasida; Eucoccidiorida; Eimeriidae
Exons: 8
Coding region: 1-2769 (922 amino acids)
Source: RefSeq, a predicted model, not a curated record
AUGAAUGUUGGGGGGUCUCUUUCGGCGCAAGAAGCAGCAGCAGCUGCUGCGGCAGCAGGAGCAGCAGCAGCAGCCCCUGCGCCCUUUCUCCAUCCUUCUCUUUCAGGAGCAUCAUGGCUUCCCUCUGCUGCCUCUCCUGCUGCAGCAGCAGCAGUUCCUGCAGCAGCAGCAGCACCAGCAGCAGCAGCAGCAGCCCCUACAGAAGCAACAGCAGCAACAGCAGCAGCAGUCCCUGCAGCAGCAACAGCAAUAGGUGCUGCUGCUCCCUCUAUGGGGGUAUCUCCACAAUGGGGGCCCCCUUGGGGGCCCCCAGGGGGUCCCCUUGGGGGCCCCCAGGGGGCCCCCUUGCCCUGGGGGCCCCCAUCAGUAACAGGGUACCCUCAGGGGGCCCCCCCUACGCCUCAGUUGGAGGCAAUUAAUGUUCGGGUGUCUGCAUUAAUGGACUUGUACCAGCAGCAACUCGUUGAGCUCAACGCGGCGCACACGACGCUCCUCGAGGACCAGGGUCAGCUCGCGCGUCUAUUGGCGCCUUAUUUAGACAGCGACGGGAGGCCCUUGCUGCCGCUGAAUGAAGAUUUGCUGCUAUUAAAGAGAGGCAUUGAUCUUAGGCUUCUAGAGUUCGAAGAAGACUGCAAAAGGAUCCAAAAAACUGAAAAGACUCUGCAAAGACAGUUGGAUGAUUUGUCGCUGGGCUACGAUGCGAUGGUCUUAGAAGCGCAGGGGUUUGCUGAGUCGAAGUUAAUGGGGCAGGUGAAGGACCUCAGGAAAAUCAUCUAUUUGCUACAAAUGGAGUUAGAUGAAUUGCAUUUUCAAAGAGAUAUCUCAGCAGAAGAAGCAAAAAGACUGAGGGCUGUUUGCCGCUAUGGAGAUUGGGUCCAAGACGGUCUCGCCGAUCCUCUCGAGCCGCCUCAACUCACCCCCCGUACUCUCCAUCAGAAAUACAGCGGGGCGCCAGUGCAGCCAGUGUCUCGCGCAAUUUGUAGCAAGACUAUAUCUAAACCCCUUCGUACUUCUGCACAGCAGCAGCAAAAGAUAGACGAGAGAGAGGGGGGGGCCCCCAAGGGGCCCCCGCCUGAUGAUGAUGAUGCAGCAACUGAAGAUAAGGGGGCCCCCGUAUGGACUCGUAUUCUUUCAGGGUGGCUUUCAGGAGCAAAAGAAGACAGCAAGGGGCCCCCUAAGGGGGCCCCUAAAGGGGGGGCCCCCAAGGAGGGGGCCCCCAAGGGGGCCCCCAGGGGGCCCCCCAAGGGGGCCCCAAGGGCGGGGGGCCCCAAGAGGGGCCCUAAGGAUGAGGUGUAUGAAGAGACGGUAGAAGCAGAGGGGCCCCCUAUUAAAGAAAGAAAUGGAUAUGAAUGGAGGCCUUCAGCUUAUGAAGUUGAUAGAGACAGAUAUAUAGAUAGAGACAGAUAUAGAGACAGAGAUAGAUAUAUAGAUAGAGACAGAUAUAUAGAUAGAUAUAUAGAUAGAGACAGAGAUAUGUAUUUCGAUAGAGAUAGAGGCAGAGACAGAUAUAUUAUAGACAGAGACAGAGACAGAGACAGGGAGGGAGAGAGUUAUAUUGAUAGAGACAGAUAUAUAGACAGAGACAGAGACAGAGAUAUACACUUCAACAGAGACAGAGACAGAGACAGAUAUGGGGGUAUAUACGAAGACAGAGAAGGAGAGCGCGACAGGUAUAGAGGGCAAACGAGAAAAGUUAGAGAGGACAGAGACACAGCCAAACCAUCAAGAGAGGGGGCCCCACGCUCUCAUUCGAUUCGCACUUCAGCUGCUGCAUACGAGGGGCCCCCUGAGGGUAGAAGGGGUUCAGGGGGCCCUAGAGAUGAGGGGCCCCCUAGGCGUUGGAGGGCCCCCCCUUCACUGCCUUCGAGCUGGUCUGAGGAGAGUUUAAAGUGGAGGGGGGGCCCCCAUAGGGGCCCCCAUGGGGGCCCCCUAGGGGCCCCCGGAGUUCGUCAUUCUCGCAGCGACGAGGGGCCCCACAUGCACUCUGAGAUUGAGGGGGGCCCCCCUGCUGUAUCAAAGGAGAAGAGGGGGGCCCCCCAGUUGGAGGGGGGCCCCCAGGGUUCGCAGGGUAAUAGGAAGCAGCAACAUGAGGGGGCCCCUUCCUCAGCAAGCAGCAGAGAUUCAGCAAAAGAGUAUAGCCGCACCAACAAUACAAAGCAAGCAUGGGGGCCCCCCUCACGUCUUCCUAGCAAAGACACAACAGGGGCCCCCAGGGGGCCCCCCUCUGACUAUGGCUUACCUGUUGGGGGCCCCGCAGAGCAACUGUUAAGUAGAGUUCAGAGGCUGGGAUCGAGAACGAUCCCGUCUCCCCAGUUGGUCUCCCCUGCGACUUCUCAGCGGGGUGCGGGGCCCCCGGGGGCCCCACAGCAUCAGGGGGCCCCCGCUGGGGGGCCCCAUGGGGGCCCCCAAGGGGGGCCCCCCUCUCUAUUGCUCUCUAGGCAGGCAUCUUCUUCUGCUUUCUUGGGGUCUGUUGAAGGGGGAGGGGUUCAGGGGUCUCACCGCAGCGGAGACAGUGGGGCCUCUGUUAGAGAGGCGGGCCCCCAGGGGCCGCCCUCAGCUCCUCGCAUGCAUGCAGCAGGCAUGGGGGCCCCUGGGGGGGCCCACUUGAUAAGAAGGACGAGCAGUUUAGAAGAGCAGAGAAGCAAAAGAAAUGCAGAGGGAGAGGGGGGCCCCCAUAGUGAUGGAGGCUCUGUCUCUAGUGCUGGGGGGCCCCCCGUCUCUCCUUUAGAUUUAUCUCGUCUAAGGGGGCCCUUAGAAGAGAGACAUUAA